AUGAGAGAAUCAUCACCAUCUUCCGAGCCAACACAGUCGAAGAGUCCCUUGCACCGAAUCCAUGCUCCUGGAAGCGUUCAGGCUCUGGCCGUCGAUGAUGAUGUACUGUUCGCAGGACUCCAGGGCGGCAGCAUCACAGCCUGGUCACUGGAGACAUACGAGCUUCUCGCGACGGUUCCAGCCCACAAAGAGAGUGUGUUAAACCUCUCUCUGUGUGAGGACAGAUCGUUAUUGUUUUCCACCGGUGCAGACUCCAUCGUCAAUGUCUGGUCGACUCAAACGCUGCAGCGCCUCUACUCGCUCUAUUCUCACUUUGAAAUCGGCGACAUAUUCUGUGUGGCCCAUUCCACCAGAAAUCAGACUUUGUUCUGGGGAGCUCAAAACGCGAGCUUACAGUGGCACAAAAUCAGCGCCGACGCCAGCACCAUGUCGCCGACGCUUGGUUUUGCUCCCGGAUCUCGCAAGCAUCGCUUCUUCGACUCGUUAGGACCCGGUGGAACGUCCAAUGUCAUUUCCGACGAAGAGGGUUCUACGUCUUUGACUCUGAACAGUCAGGGCGGCCGAGUCUUGACUGUUCCCAGCCACAACUAUCUCCCAUAUGCGCACAAGAGCUAUAUUUAUAGCAUGCUUCUGGUCAAAGGCUUAUUGAACUACAGUAGUUGUGAAGAAGUUCUCGUGACCGGCGCUGGAGACGGAACCAUCAAAAUCUGGUCAAUCGAGUCGUUGUCUUCAGACGGCGUCGUUCCACUCACCAAGUUCAAGAAUACGGGGUUGAAUGUGCUCAGUCUCUCCUUCAGGGGCUCCUUCCUUUACGCUGGUCUUUCCGAUGGCACGGCAAAUGUCUACAACCUGGCCUCUAACCAGCUAGUUCAACGACUCAGCAUCGGUCAUGGCGACAUAAGCCAGAUAUCAGUGAACACCGACAGUAUCCUCUGUGGUACAAGCCAAGGGCGUCUUAAGCGAUACAAUGACCAUUUCAUGGAGACAGAAUGCUGGAAGGCUGCCGACGGCAAGAUCCUUGCAAUGAGUCAGACUACAACCUCUGGCCGAGAUAUACUGAUCACAGGUGGUAAUGACGCCUCCAUUUCGUUCUGGGAUGCCGACGGACACUCUCACACCUCGAUCGCAUCUUCAGUCCGAAGCAAUGAUGAACUGGUAAACAGUCUCCGCGAAUUCAUCAGCUUCCGCACCGUCGCCUCGAAUCCAACCUGCGUACGCGACUGUCACGAUGCCGUCACAUUCCUCCGAAAACAGUGCAACGCCUUCGGUGCGACCACCGACCUCGUAUCUCCACAAGAAGGCGUCAACCCUAUCCUCCUGGCCAAGUUCAGCGCGUCAAAACCCUCGCUGUCGACCAAAACGGUCCUCUUCUAUGGCCACUACGACGUGGUCGACGCCGAAGUCGACUCUACCAUCGGCAACGGGAACCCAAGCUGGGCCGGCGACCCGUUCAGCCUGCAGCCUCUCAACGGAUACCUGUACGGGCGCGGGGUGACGGACAACAAAGGGCCGAUCCUGGCAGCCAUCUACGCGGUCGCGGACCUGGUCCAGCAAAAGACGCUGUCGUGCAACGUGACGUUCCUCCUCGAAGGCGACGAAGAAGCCGGGUCGCGCGGGUUCCGCAAGGCCGUGCAGUCGAUGCACUCCUCGUCCUCGAUCGGGCCCGUCGACUUCAUCCUCCUCUCUAACAGCUACUGGCUCGACGACCACAUCCCGUGUCUGACGUUCGGGAUGCGAGGCGUCAUCCACGCGACCGUCACCAUCUCCUCAAACCGACCCGACCAACACUCGGGCAUGGACGGCAAGUCGGUCCAGCACGAGCCGCUAAAAGACCUCACGGUGCUCCUCGCCGCGCUGAUCGGGCCCACGGGGACCAAGGUCACGAUCCCCAACUUCUACGACAGCGUCGACGACCUCUCGGAGCUCGAACUGAAGUCGUACGCCGACAUCACGUCGGCCCUGAUCCCGGGCCACCCGGAGAUCAAGAACGAGAAGGCGUUUGCGCUCUCGCUCAUGCAGCGCUGGCGCUACCCUAACCUCACCGUGCACAGGAUCGAGGUCCCGGAGGCCAAGACGGCCGUGACGAUAAGCGGCCUCGCCAACGCAACGCUGUCCAUCCGCAUCGUCCCCUCGCAGACGGCCGAGCACAUUGCCCGCAGCCUCACGCGGUACCUCGAGGAGCAGUUUGCGACCCUGCAGAGCUCCAACAAGCUCAAGGUCGAAAUCACAUCCAAGGCGGACCCAUGGCUAGGCGACAUCGGCAGUGCUCUGUACCACGCGUUGAAAGAAGCCGUGGUGGAAGUGUGGAAUCCUGAUACAGAUUCUUCGCAUCGUUCGUUUUCUUCUGCUGUCGGUGGUGGUGGUGGUGGUGCCGUCGCCAUCGCUGCAGCCGAUACAACCACCACUGACACCACCACCUCAUUAUCAUCAUCAAUGUCGUCGUCGUCCUCAUCGUCAUCGUCAUCAUCAUCGCCCACCACCGUCAAGUCUACAACUCGUGCACGUACAUCCCCCACGAUGCCGUCAAAGUCAUCAAAGUCGGCAUCCACGACUAGAAAUACGCAAUUCAAUGCGCCAAAUCCAGGAGCGAAACGAUCUUCGCACCGACGCGCCUCGUCCCUCGCCAGCGCAGGAACAUUCACAUCCACCAACCUGCCGCGUCAACCGCUCUUCAUUCGCGAGGGAGGCUCGAUCCCCGCCAUCAGCUUCUUGGAAAAGGAAUUCGAUGCCCCCGCCGCCAUGUUCCCCAUGGGCCAAGCGAGCGAUAAUGCCCAUUUGGACAAUGAACGCAUGAGGGUCGAGAAUCUGUGGAAGGGACGAGACGUGCUGAAACGGGUUUUUUCUAGGUUGUAG
This is a messenger RNA of Exophiala spinifera, 2853 nucleotides long. RefSeq lists its product as uncharacterized. Gene Ontology annotation, molecular function: protein binding; peptidase activity. Bases 1 to 2853 code for a protein of 950 amino acids. The record is from RefSeq and is a predicted model, not a curated record. The transcript has 3 exons. Gene Ontology annotation, biological process: glutathione catabolic process; proteolysis. Lineage: Eukaryota; Fungi; Ascomycota; Eurotiomycetes; Chaetothyriales; Herpotrichiellaceae.